This is a messenger RNA of Lucilia sericata (common green bottle fly), 653 nucleotides long. RefSeq lists its product as uncharacterized. NCBI's taxonomy places the organism in Eukaryota, Metazoa, Arthropoda, Insecta, Diptera, Calliphoridae. The record is from RefSeq and is a predicted model, not a curated record. The coding region runs from base 213 to 653 and encodes 146 amino acids. The transcript has 2 exons.
UAAUGUGAAAAGUGAAAAAAUCAUAACAAAAUAGUUGUUCAUUUUAGUUGACUUAAACAACAACAAUUUAGCGGUUAAAACGGUUAACACGAAAAAAUGAAAAGGAUAUAAAAGAAUUUUAUACCGACGGCAAUUGAAAAAAUAUUUUUUAAAAAUACUUUCAUAAAAAAGUAAAAAAAAAGUGUUAAAAUUUAUUAUUAAAAAAAACCAACAUGCACAAUCAAAAUUCUAAAUCAUUUCUGAUACGAGAUCUAUUAGGGGACCUAAUAAAUCGACAACAACAACAACAACAGCAGCAACAACAACAUGAAGAUGACUCCGACAUUUCCGACAACAAUUCAGAUAUUGAUAUAGAAGAUCGUUCCUCUCCCGAUUCAGAAGCUUUAAAUUGUCAUUAUAAUGGUCAAACGUUAUCCAAUGGUCAUUUAUUAUUUAGCAACAAUGAAUCUAGUCUUGACUCUUCCCACUUUAUUAAUGAUAAUGAACAUUCCGUAAGCAGCCAAUUGCCUCAAACACAUGGGGGUGGAUUUUUGGGAGAACAUAAAAUGGGUUUGCCGAAAAGCGGUCGAAAACCUAGACGUCGGCGGACAGCUUUUACACAUGCCCAGUUGGCAUAUUUGGAGAGAAAAUUUCGUUUUGUCAAAAGUAUCUGA